GGCUGGAGGUGGAGCAUGUUAUUCUUCAGUAGGAUGUGCAAGGAUUUUAGUCUGACUGACUCUCUUAGUGGAGGUGAGAGGUAUAUGCUUGGCUCUUGUCCAGUGGGGAGUUUUCUCAGAAUGGAAGCGGGUUGCUUUCAGAUCUUCCAGAAGUUAUGGAGACUCAAGUACAUCUGUGUGAUAAUCUUCAGUUUAUGUGUUGUAUUCUAUGUCUCCAUGAUGAAAGGGCGGCUAACCGAAAUCAAACUGGGGUGGGAUGAAACUCCAUUGUCCUUGAAGCUUUUGCCAGAAGAAAAAUACAAGUCCAUGUUCUUGUUUGAUGGAUUUUGGCUAGGACCAAAAAACCGCUGCGAGUGUGUUGGAGCCAAAAAACUGACAGUCUAUCAGUUGGGGAACUAUAUUGAUAAGGAUAAGCUUGCUGCUGUCACAGAAAGGCGCGAAAAGGAAUUCGUGGAUUAUCAGCGACGGUAUCCCUUCCAGACGAAAGAUGUCCUUAUUGCUCAGCCAAGCACUCCUUUAAGCUAUCCGAUUCAAGGAGCUGAAGUGAUGCCUUUGCACACUAUGGUAAUUCCAGGGCUUGGUUUCCAUGGAGCAAGUACAGAAAACCUCCAGGUGAUCCUACAAGCUUCAUUUGGUGCUCUCAACACCCUGGCUGAUGUAUCCGAAGACGUGGUAGGUGGGCGGGGGCAAAAGAAGCUGACCAUCUCCACCCCCCAUGUGAAGCUACUGAAUUACAUCCUGGAACACAUCACGUACACAAGCACAGAGUAUCUACUCGAUGCAGUGGAUCUGGUGACAUUUACCGCGGGGACUCAUCAGGUGAGGUUUCCUGUGACCAUCCAUCAGCCGCGCCUUCCUAAGCUGUUUGACCCAGGAUCAGAUUACAACAUCAGUAAUAUGGUGACCAUCACAACCAAGACUUUCUUGCGCUACCACAAGCUGAGGGUCCUCCUCGAGAGCAUACGGCAGUAUUAUCCGAAUAUGAAGGUCAUUGUGGCGGACGACAGCGAACACCCCGAGAUGAUUCAACAAGCCAACGUUGAGCAGUACAUUAUGCCCUUUGGAAAGGGCUGGUUUGCAGGAAGGAACCUGGCCAUAUCUCAGGUCACAACCAAAUACUACCUCUGGGUGGAUGAUGAUUUCGUGUUCACUGCAAACACCAAGAUCGAGAAACUAGUGGAUGUGUUGGAGAACAGCAACUUGGAUGUGGUCGGAGGCAGCGUUGGUGGCAAUGACUACAAGUUUAAGGUCAUCUAUGAGGAAGGAGAGGACAGCAGCUGUCUGCACAUCCGAUAUGGCUCUUACCACCGCUUGAAAGGCUUUCCCAGUUGUGUGGUCGCCAGUGGCGUAGUCAACUUCUUCCUCGCUCGUACUGAAGAGAGCAGGCGUGUUGGGUUUGACCCUAAGCUGCAAAGGGUGGCUCACUCAGAAUAUUUUAUGGAUGGACUGGGGAUUUUGCGGGUCGGCUCCUGCAAUCAUGUUGUCAUUGGUCACCAGCCGCACGGCAGUGCGAAAAGCGCACGAGAGGCUGACGUCGAGAAGACUUACGGCAGAUUCCGGGCCAAUACUGAGGAGCAGGUCCGGUUCAAACUGGCUUUACAUUACUUUAAGAACAGGAUGAAAUGCUACACAAAGGCUUGACCAAAGGCCGUCUUUCAACUCUACUGCUCCCGAAUCCCCUAGAUGGCACCCUUCAAGUGGCAAAUGGGCUCAUCUGAAGGGACUCUCGAUUAUCUUGAGCAAGCAACUGACUGGAGCCAGAAAACCUAGAGUGAAAACCAAAGUUCUUGCUCAAAAUCAUCUUUUGUGGGACUUCCCUGUUGCGGGGAUUUCUCGCAACAGGACCCUACUGUGAAAUGCGUAUUUGAAGUGCCAUGGAUCUCCACAAACACUCCCUUCUUCCAUUGAAACACCUGUGUGGUGAGACGGCAGCCAUUUUUGUUAUCUACUCUGUGUAAAAGGCAGUAUAUGGAAGUUGUAUGCUGUGCUAAAGUGGAAUUUAAUUCCUCUACGGACUUUAACCCUGGCUGUUUUUAAAGCCAGCUCAAACCAUGAAGCAAACCUUUCCUUUCCACUCUGGUUUUAUUUCAGGUUGCUUUUUAAUGUUUUUUUUUAAUGCAACAGAAGGAGGCUGUGUUGAAGGGAGUGAAUGUAAGCCCCUGGUCCUCUUAAGAGCAUAAUUAUCAGCUAACUGGGUUGAAAGAGAUUAAAAAGGGAGUCAGCUGUGGGCCGACUCCAGUGGGGACAACCCCAAAGGGGAGACUCCAAAGGGAACCACUCCUUUGGGGAGACAUGGGGCAGGAACAAGAACCCAUGUUACAUUUUUGUGGUAGACAGGCUUAAUGAUAGAAGGUGGAGUGGACUUGCGAGUAUGAGUUUGAAGAAGAAGAGGAGUUUGGAUUUGAUAUCCUGCUUUAUCACUACCCGAAGGAGUCUCAAAGCGGCUAACAUUCUCCUUUCCCUUCCUCCUCCACAACAAACACUCUGUGAGGUGAGUGGGGCUGAGAGACUUCAAAGAAGUGUGACUAGCCCAAGGUCACCCAGCAGCUGCAUGUGGAGGAGCGGAGACGCGAACCCGGUUCCCCAGAUUACGAGUCUACCGCUCUUAACCACUACACCACACUGGCUCUCAGUGCGAGUUUGGGGCUGCAUCUGGGUUCUGAGUGACAGUCAAGCCCCUGGUGCAAGUGGGAAGGUAAGGAGCUGGUUUGGAGUGAACAUUGAGGUGGUUAGACCCUUUUGCACUUUUCACAGGGCAGUUGUUCACUUGCACUCGGAGCACAGUAUCCUCCCGCAGAGUAGGAUACUGUUAUUUUGUUCCUCCCGUUAACUCCUAACUGGGGAGGGUGGGAAGCCUUAAGUUCUCCUUUGGUGGAGUUGAGCAGUUGCGUUGGAAUGGAGAAAACCAAACACAGCGAACAAAAGACAAAAGUCUGAGUCACAGGGAACAGGUAGGGAAGAUCCAGUGGUCUUGGGGAAGAGAGCUAUGGAAAGGGCAGUAGGCGACAUCGUCAUAGGAGAGUGGGAAGCCAGACUCUUGAUGUUGGUUGUCCCUGUUCAGCUGCACCCCCAGUAGACUUCAGUACCUAUGCUGACCUGGUGAUACUAUUGGCUAACACCAGGUGAGUCCAUGGGCGUACCCAGCAUGGGGCGGGGGGGCAGCUGCCCCCCCUAGAAGCAGGGCAGCUGGAGAGGACAGGCAGGGACGCUGCCUGCUGUGCUCCGCCUCAGCCUGCUUGGCUGAAGCGAAACGGCAGCAGCGGCAGCAAAGCUGCCUCUGUUGAAAAAAAC
Zootoca vivipara (common lizard) is the source of this 3291-nucleotide messenger RNA. It is a transcript of the gene B4GALNT2, whose product is annotated as beta-1,4-N-acetyl-galactosaminyltransferase 2 (SID blood group). The record is from RefSeq and is a predicted model, not a curated record. Lineage: Eukaryota; Metazoa; Chordata; Lepidosauria; Squamata; Lacertidae. Gene Ontology annotation, cellular component: Golgi membrane. Gene Ontology annotation, biological process: UDP-N-acetylglucosamine metabolic process; UDP-N-acetylgalactosamine metabolic process. Gene Ontology annotation, molecular function: acetylgalactosaminyltransferase activity.